This is a messenger RNA of Erpetoichthys calabaricus (reedfish), 4663 nucleotides long. RefSeq names its product N-acetylglucosamine-1-phosphate transferase subunits alpha and beta (gene gnptab). The transcript has 21 exons. NCBI's taxonomy places the organism in Eukaryota, Metazoa, Chordata, Cladistia, Polypteriformes, Polypteridae. The record is from RefSeq and is a predicted model, not a curated record. Gene Ontology annotation, molecular function: UDP-N-acetylglucosamine-lysosomal-enzyme N-acetylglucosaminephosphotransferase activity. Gene Ontology annotation, biological process: carbohydrate phosphorylation; N-glycan processing to lysosome. Gene Ontology annotation, cellular component: Golgi apparatus. The coding region runs from base 142 to 3942 and encodes 1266 amino acids.
UGUGAUGUAGUCAGGGUUGUAAGGGUGCUCAUUUAUUUCAUUUACUUGGUUGUGUGACUCCUCUUUAACUUGUGCUUUGUGAUAAAUUUAUGAGCUACAUGGCGUUGUGUGGGUGGAGAAGAUGCACGUUUGACUAAUGACAUGGUCCUCAAUUCCAUGCUGAAGCUGCUGCAGAGGCAGACUUACACAUGUCUCUCUCAUCGAUAUGGGCUGUAUCUGUGCUUUGGCGGCAUCGUCCUCAUGAUCGUUUCCGCAUUUCAGUUUGGCGAGGUGGUUGUAGAAUGGAGUCGAGAUCAGUAUCAUGUGCUGUUUGAUUCAUAUCGAGACAAUGUUGCAGGGAAAUCAUUCCAAAAUAGGUUAUGUCUACCCAUGCCAAUAGACGUAGUCUAUACUUGGGUAAAUGGUACUGAUAUGGAUUUAAUUAAAGAGCUCAGAGCUUUAAAGGAACAGAUGAAAGAAGAACAAAGGGCUAUGAGGGAGCUGUUGGGGAAGAAUACUACAGAACUGCCAAAAGCAAGUGAGAAGCCUGAAUGCCUUUUGUCACACUGCAUCAAGGUUCCAAUGCUUGUACUUGAUCCAGCAAUCCCAGCUAAUAUCACAAUAAAAGAAUUACCAUCCUAUUUACACUCCUUUAAGUCAGCAAAACAGAUGAUCCAUGUUGCAAAGCCCAAGAAUCCCUCUGUUAAUAUUACUGUACUUAUGUUUGACACUCAGAAUAAAGCAUCUGAAGCACAUACAUCUGUGUCCAAUGAAAACAAAAAGCACUCCGCUUCAAGAGGGUACUUGACUUCUGAUAAAGACGCUCCUGGUGUGGUACUAAUGCAAAAUCUGGCAUUUUUAAGUGGGUUUCCCUCAUCCUUUAAGAAGACCGAACAACUCAGAUUAAAGCUCCCACAGAUUAUAAUUAGUAAAAUUAAACAGUUUCAACUUUAUUCUGAAGCCAGUAUCGCCCUUCUCCAGUUAAAUAGGCCAGCGGAUUAUUCUGAACUUGCUCAGCAAGCAAAGAAGAAUUUAACCAUAGAUGGAAAAGAACUUGCAGUCAGUCUUGCUUAUUUGUUAUGGGACUUUAGUGCUAUCAGCCAAUCCAAGCAGGAUGAGGAUAUUUCUGCAAGCCGAUUUGAAGAUAAUGAAGAACUCCGGUAUUCUUUGAGAUCUGUGGAAAGACAUGCACCUUGGGUGAGGCAUAUCUUCAUUGUGACCAAUGGACAGAUUCCUUCCUGGCUGAAUCUAGACAACCCUCGAGUUACCAUUGUAACACAUAAGGAUAUUUUCCUUAAUGGAAGCCAUUUACCUACUUUCAGUUCUCCAGCAAUUGAAAGCCACCUUCAUCAGAUUCCGGGUCUUUCCAGAAAGUUUAUUUAUCUGAACGAUGAUGUUAUGUUUGGCAAAGAUGUUUGGCCAGAUGACUUUUACAGUCAUUCUAAAGGACAAAAGGUUUAUUUAACUUGGCCAGUGCCAAACUGUGCGGAGGGGUGUCCUGGAUCCUGGAUAAAAGAUGGCUAUUGUGAUAAAGCUUGCAAUAACUCUGCCUGUGACUGGGAUGGAGGAGAUUGUUUAGGGGCUGCAGGAAAUGCUCGUUUUGGUGGAGGUGGAGGAGCAGUAGGUGGCAAUGUUCCAUCCUGGCAGUUUGGAGGGAUUGGUGGGAUUGGCGGUCAACCCUACUGUAGCCAAGGUUGUGCUAAUUCCUGGCUGGCAGAUAAAUUUUGUGACCAGGCCUGCAAUGUACUUUCCUGUGGAUUUGAUGUUGGAGAUUGUGGACAAGAUCAUUUUAAUCAGCUUUAUAAAGUUACUUUAAAACUAAACCAGACGCACUACUCCAUUCCUCGUGGAGAAAACAAGCCAUACUUCAGCUUUGCUGGCAUAGCAAAGCGGAUUUCAGAUGCAACAGUUGACGAUAACUCCAUUGUACGCCAUACCUCUGUUGCCAACAAAUGGAAGACUAUUCACUUGAUUCUUUAUGAAGGGAUGAAUGCAACAGUACUGCAUUAUAAUUUAACUUUCCAGGAUAAUCAUGAUCAAGAAUUUAAAAUGCAACUUACCGUGGCGGUUGAAACAAGAGAAACAAUAAAACCAAAUGUAAGUGGGAUUCGCAUCGAUUCCAAGAGUAGUAUUUUAUCAACAACUUCUCCACCUGAAGCAGAGGUUCUCUUUGAAGACAUUCCUGAAGACAGAAGGUUUCCAAGGAUUCAGAAACGAGUUUCAGAUGAAUCCAGCUUGUUAAUUUCAGUGCCUGCUCUAAACAUAUCUCUUUUGCCAAUUGAAGUUCAAAUCUUAUUACAGGAAUUAGAUGCAAAACUACAACAGGGAGACAUUACACUUAAAGGUUACAAUCUUACCAGAGCUUCACUUCUGAAACCUUUUAAAUCAGUUGCUGAGUUCCAGGACAGUACGCAUAAUCUGAAUGUGCCUGAGAUCAAGGCUCCUAAGGAGCAAGGAAAUGUGAAAUUAAAGCAAACAAGUAAAAUAUUAACUGGAACAGAUCCCAAAAAAGAUAUAGUUCAGCUGAAUUCAUCAACUGUCAAAUCAGGACUUGUUGACCUCUAUAAGGCUACUGCUAUUCAUGUGACAAUUGAUUCUCAGUUGUCUCAUAUCAAACUGCAAAAUGCCUCUACUGUAAAAGAAAAUUUAAAUAGGCUUGAACCUGAACAUAAGCCAACAAACAAAAAUUUGUCAGCAGAAAAAUUUUUGAGUGCUCUCAUUGGCAGUAAUUUAAAAGUGAAAGAACUAAGUACGAAAAUGAACGAGAAACAGGUUUUCACUAAAGAACUAUUGGAUGACAAACUGAAGGAAAAUAAUAAUCCAGCUAUGGGACGUAGACUUCAGUAUUUUUCUCCUGUUCAUGGAGGUUUUCUUCCCUGGGAAAGAAAAAAAUAUUUUUAUGAUUUAUUAGAGGAAGAGAAAAGGCUCCAGACAGCUCUAGCAUAUCAAUUAGACAAUAUAAAUGUUGGCAGAAAGCUGAAAGACACAUUUGCAGAUUCCCUGCGCUAUGUGAAUAAAUUGCUUAAUCGCAAAUUUGGGUUUACAUCUCGGAAAGUUCCUGCACAUAUGCCUCACAUGGUUGAUCGCAUUGUGAUGCAAGAACUUCAGGAAAUGUUUCCUGAAGAAUUUGAUAUAACCUCAUCUCACAAAGUACGGCACUCCGAAGACAUGCAGUUUGCAUUCGCCUAUUUUUAUUACCUAAUGAGUGCUGUGCAGCAGUUCAAUGUUUCACAAGUGUUUGAUGAAGUGGAUACUGAUUUGUCUGGAGUCUUGUCAGAUAGAGAGAUCCGUACUUUAGCUACUAGGAUUCACGAGCUGCCACUUAACCUUCAGGACUUGACUGGUUUGGAACAAAUGUUGAUAAAUUGUUCAAAAACACUCCCCACUAAUAUUACAAAUGUGAAUACAGUCAAUCCAACGCAAGAAGCUUAUUAUGAUCCUAGCAUGCCUCCUGUAACAAAAGGACUUGUGACUAACUGUAAACCUAUUACUGACCGAAUCCAUAAAGCCUACAAGGAGAAAACUAAAUAUAAAUUUGAAAUUAUGGGUGAAGAAGAAAUUGCAUUUAAAAUGAUUCGAACCAAUGUUUCCCAUGUUGUGGGGCAAUUGGAUGAUAUAAGGAAAAAUCCAAGGAAAUUCAUUUGUUUAAAUGACAAUAUUGACCAUAGUCACAAGGAUGCAGCUACUGUGAAAGCUGUAUUGCGAGACUUCUAUGAAUCAAUGUUUCCUAUCCCUUCACAAUUUGAACUGCCAAGAGAAUAUCGUAAUCGCUUUCUUCAUAUGCAGGAGCUACAGGAAUGGAGAGCAUACCGGGACAAGUUGAAAUUCUGGACACACUGUGUUCUUGUCACUUUAGUUGCCUUCACUGUAUUUUCAUUUUUUGCAGAACAGCUAAUUAUGUUAAAACGUCAUCUCUUUCCAAGAAGAAGAAUCAAAAGGGAUGUCAAUCCAGAACGAGUGUAGAUGGAGGUGGAGCAAUUUACCUUUUGUACGUUUUGAGUCUGGCUUACCAAAUAAGACAGCAAAAACAAGAAUACAAAGCUGACUGAAACAAGUGCCAAGUAAUAAAUCUCGAGAGACCUUCUGUGGAGCAGCUACUUGCGAAGCAAAACUCGGGAGACAGAAGCUCUUUAGGGAUCCCAGGACUGCCAGUGAAUUGAUGCGACAGCCAUUGAAUCCUACAGUCGGUCUCCACAGUAGGGUGGUGCACUUCCAGGAGGGAGUCAUAUUGGACACUGGAGCUGGCAGAAGUUUAGAUGGUUGAAGUUAUUCCAUUUUUAUAUUUUUGGAGCCAGCUGAGCUCUUUAGUUUCUAUGCUGAGAUCGGGUUCUCGAGAUGAUAAAUCAGUGCACUCAAACAUGUUGUGUUCAUUUAAAAUGGACCAGCAGAGGUGGUUUACAAUAUAAAGUGCUGAACACCUUUAGUAGUAUAGCUAAAAAUAAAUAAUGUGUUAAUGCACUCCACUCUUUAUAUUUUAGUACAAAAAAGGAUUUAAUUGUUGCUGCCUUUCCCUUAUUAUUAUUUUAAAUAAGUGCCUAUUUUGUUGUUGAUUUAUUUAAAGAGCACUGGUAUGUAAUCCAGCUUCUCCUCCAACAAAAAACAAUUUUAUUAUAUUUUUGCAGGGUAAGGAUUUAUUGGGUAAUGUAGUAAUGUUAAAACAAUAAUAAAUCAUUUUUUUAAAGAA